AUGUCUUCCAAUCUAAACACUCUUCGAGACAAUAUCAAUCAACUGCAAAAUCGUUAUGAUAAGUUAGGUAAUGAAGUUAUUUCAAAGUUAAAUGAAUAUAGUGAUUGUUUCAAAUGUGUAAAUAAUAUAUGUGAUCAAGUAACAGAAGUGACUACAAUCUUAGAAAAUAAACUUAUUAAUGAAUCGAAUGAACAAAAAGAAUGGGAAGAUAUCAAAGUUAAAUUAGCAGCAACAUCAAUUAAAGAUAUGGUCAUACUCAAUAUAGGAGGUGAAAAAUAUACCACAACUGUUGACACAUUAACAUCCAAAAAAGAUACAUUCUUCACUGCACUCUUCUCUAAAGAAUCACAACUUGAAAGAGAUCCUAAUGAUGGAAGUAUAUUCAUUGAUCGAAAUGGUAAAAUCUUUACUUAUAUUCUUGAAUAUUUCCGUACAAAUACUGUGCCGAAUAAUAUUAUGCAAGAUGAAACACUUCUCAAUAGUCUUUUUAUUGAAGCUGAAUAUUUUCGUUUGUAUGAUUUGAUGGAUCGAUUAGGCGUUAUUUAUUUUCCGAAUGGAUCAUUACUUCAACCAACACAUCAAAGAAAACUAAAUGAAAUUUAUGGUAAAAUUUAUCAACGAUGGGAAUUGAUUUACAAAGCAUCACGUGAUGGAUUUGAUGCUAAUGCAUUUCAUUCACGGUGUAAUAAUCAAGGACCAACAAUGACAAUUAUUCAAUCAAACAACAAUUAUCUUUUUGGAAGUUAUACAUCUAUUUCAUGGACUUCAGAUGGUUCAUAUAAAAAUGAUCCGACAGCAUUUUUAUUCACUUUGAUCAAUCCUCAUCAUAUUCCACCGACUAAAUAUCUCAUUAAUCCUGAUAAAACAGAAAAUGCAGUUUAUCAUCAUACUGAUGAUGGUCCAAUAUUUGGAAGCAAUCACGAUAUUUUAGUGAAAAAUGUUAGCAAUUCGAACAAUUCAAGCUACAUUAAUUUUCCUUCUUCAUAUCUCGAUACAACUGGAAAGGGUGAUAUUACAUUCACUGGUACUCGAAAUUUUACUACAUCUGACAUUGAAAUUUAUAAGUUAGCUUAA
Rotaria sordida is the source of this 1074-nucleotide messenger RNA. The record is from the annotation of a GenBank genome assembly. Lineage: Eukaryota; Metazoa; Rotifera; Eurotatoria; Philodinida; Philodinidae.